Messenger RNA from Guillardia theta CCMP2712, 2664 nucleotides. RefSeq lists its product as hypothetical. Gene Ontology annotation, biological process: carbohydrate metabolic process. The record is from RefSeq and is a predicted model, not a curated record. The transcript has 17 exons. Bases 1 to 2664 code for a protein of 887 amino acids. Gene Ontology annotation, molecular function: beta-glucosidase activity. NCBI's taxonomy places the organism in Eukaryota, Cryptophyceae, Pyrenomonadales, Geminigeraceae.
AUGUACCGUAUCUCGAGCGAAGGGGCGGUAAUUCCUCCUCCUGUUGGCAUGCGAUCGUCCUCCCCCCUCGGGGGCCUCGGGACAGGGUCAGUGGAGCUGCGAUCAGACGGAUCUUUCAGGGACUGGCUGGUGGACAACGAGGGUCCAGGGCUGUGCGAGAUCUGCAAGAGGAGCAUCAAGGAAGAGAUGGUUCUAGCUGUGAAAGCUUCAAGUGCAGAGAACGGGUGGGAGGUAGCCAAGGCCCUGACAACCAAGACUGUGCGACUGAGCGAGCACGAGCUGCUGCCUACGGUAGAUGAGCUGGUAUACAGAGGAGGCUUCCCAGUGUCAAGCAUGCAGGUAGCGGACAGGAGCUUUCCUCUCAACCUGACCUUGUUCGCUUACUCUCCCUUCUCCCCGUUCGAUGUCGCCAUGUCUUCGAUCCCUUCCAUCGCUUUCGAGCUCCUCGUCGACAACCCUACGCGCUCAGCGUGCAACGUGACGUUCGGCCUGACGCUGCCGCUGUUGGCUGAGAAGGAUGUAGUGCGCCUGCCGUUCCAGACUGCAACAGUCGUCGGGAUGACGGGGCACGUUAGGAAGGAAAGUCGGUUCGAGGGAGUGUUCACUGUGGUGGGGCUGGAGGAGGAGGAGGAGGCGAAGCUGGUGGGAUGCGAGCUCAAGGUUUCGACGGGGCAUGGGUCGAGCUCUGAAUGGAGGGGGCGAGUGUUGGAUGUCAGGAGGUCUGAUAGCGAACGACAGCAAGUAACCUGGACCUCGUCCUCACUGCAUAGCGCGCAGGUGAAUCAGUCCGUCCUCUUGCUACAGUGCGAGGUGCGGGAGGAUGGAGAUGUACUUGCGGUCUUGCCGGGCAUGCCCUCCCUCUCUGCCUGCAGGACAGCAUGUGAGGAGGCACUGGAAUGCUUGUGUUGGUCGGCGCUGCCUGUCAAUGAAGGGCUAAAAUGCGUCCUGUUGCGCACGGUCUACCCUGCGAGAUGGAGAGCCGGGGGAUGGGCCGGAGUGAGAGGAGAAUGGCGGGUGCAGGAUACCUCGGGGAUGCGACGCAAGGAGGGUGGAGAGGAGGAGGAGGAGGAGGAGGAGAAGGCAGAAAUGAAUGCUGCAAGGGUUGGGCUUCAAGUACGACGUGAGGGAGAGUCGCACGCGUCAGGAGAGCUCAUGGUGGUCGGGCUGACGGAGAGGGAGGAGGGAGGGGGAGGGAGGGAGGAUGCGGUCCAUGCUUCUUGUACCGCAGCUCUAGCACGUGCGCCAACAGCUCUCAGCUCCUGCAUGGCGCAUACGGAGGAUACAGCAUACGGCAGGAAGUGGAAGGAGAAGGAAGGAAGAGACGUCGGCAACGCUUACGCUACUCGCUUCUCCUCAGCUCAGGCUCGUCGUGAUGCAGCUGAAUAUCACCUCCGCCACGAGCCCCGCAUUCUCCGAACCAUCUCCUCCUGGAAUAAGAUUUUCGCAGAGAGCAGUUUGGAUCAUCCGCUCAUUGACUUCCUCAUGAACAGCGUCUCCAACUUCAUCAAGACUGGCUUCCUGACUGCCGACGGACGAUGGCGCCAGUUCGAGUCUUUCUCUUGCAAUGACGAACCUGUCCACCUCCACCUCUACCGCUCUAUCCCCCUCGCCCUUCUCUUCCCUCAGCUGGUUCGAAACAUUCUGGACACAGGUCCCAUAGAUGAGCCCAAGUUUCCUUGCGGCUCGAGGAUGAUGGGAGAUUCCAACCCCGGCUUCGUGCUCAGCGUCCUCAACCUCUUCAUGAGCACUGGCGAUCGCCGCGUCCUCCUCGACUUCCUGGAGCCUGUUAUGUCCUCACGCUUCGGCCUUCCCCGACACCUUCAGAACACCUACGACUGGUUUCACUUUCACCUCAAGGACGUUUCCGCCUACAACGCCGUCCUCUACCUUGCCCAGCUCGCAGCAGCAGAGAGGAUCGCAGCUCUGGUACAAGACGACUCGUUCCAGCACUACUGCCAGCUCCACCUCAGCAAGGCACAAGAGAAGGUCAAGGAGCUCCUCUGGAACGGCAGGUUUCUUCGCGCAUGGUGGAACGAGGAGGGGGAGCUUGUCGAGGCUCUUCACACGGAAACCCUCUACGGGCAGCUUUGGGCCUUCCAGCUCAACCUUGGCCUGCUGCUGCCGAGGGAGAUGCUGCUCUCGCACCUGGAGGCGGAGAUGGGGAUCGCGUCCACCAAGUUCGGGCUGCUGGUCAUGUCAAACUACUCUGGACGAGGGGACAGGAAGGCAGGGAGGGACAACCUGAUCUGGGAGGCGGGCUCGCUCACGUGGUCGACGCUCUCCGUCUUCCUCGACGUGCCGCUCGCUCGCGCCCUCCUCCCCCUCUCCAACGUCCUCGACAAGUAUCGCCGUCACUUGCAAGACUUGUGGGACUGGAGGGACCUGACGGCGGGGCCCGGCAUGGACGCGAGCGGAGAAUGCGGCAAGAAGCCUCCUGGAGUGUCAGUAGACGGACAGCCAUGGUGUAACUCCCACUACUCCCGUCAGCUGAUCGGAUGGAGCAUCCUCUCUGCGCUGAGCCGAGGAUUCUACGACCCUUCCCAGCUGAAGCUGAGCUUCGAGCCAGCUGACGGAUGCCCUCGGGAGCGGCGGGUGACCCGCUCGCUCUCUCACUGCUCUCUUGCUGAGGAUGAGGGAAGUUUCAGCUGCUCCUGGGCCAAGUAG